GCACACUGCUGAAGCCUCAAAUUUUGCACCUUUUCUAAGAUCUUGUAAAAAGGAAUGCUCCGAACCUGUUGAAGGGAAAAUAACCGGUACCUCACUGAGGAACUUAAUACAGAAAAACGAUGCAAGCUAAAAACAAACUAAAAUUAAUCAUUCAACUCGAGCGUCCAUAGUUCUUCACGUGAUAUAGCAUAUGACGAGUAUAAGUGGAUUACAUUUCCUUUGUAAAAGAAUACUUUCUUGCUAAACAGAAUUUCAAACAAUCAACUGCCCAAUCACAAGACCCGUUGUAAGAAGAUCUGUACGAAUGGUGUACUUUUAUCUACGAAUAUCGUCUAUCAACGGAACGGCCUUGAAGUCCUGUUUCUGUGAAAUCCCCAGAUGGCUACGAGGUAGUCUACUCAGGAAUGGUGGAGGUCUUUUGGAAAUUGGCACCGACAAGUUCAACCACGCUUUUGACAGCAUGGCUCUAAUGCAUAGAUUCCGUGUAAGAGAUGGACACGUAACAUAUAUGAACCGAUUUUUGCACAGCAACGCGUACAAACGCAACAUGAGUGCGAACCGUAUUGUAGUAACGGAGUUUGGCACCAGGGGUUUUCCUGAUCCAUGUAAAACUAUCUUUCAAAGAUUUAUGUCUAAAUUUAUUAUAGAAGAUUUCACCGACAACGAUCUUCUCAACAUCAUCCAACUAGGAGACCAGUUUUAUGUGUGCUCAGAAACGAAUUUCAUACACAGAGUAGACCCUGAAAAACUGGAAACUAUGGACAGAGUUGACCUAAGCAAGUACCUUGCUAUAAACACAGCGACGGCACAUCCCCACUUCGACAGAGAUGGAACCUAUUACAACAUGGGAAGCGGAUUCAGCUUAUGUGGACCAACGUAUAAUAUUGUGAAAACAUCACCCGCCUCAGACGUGAACGUGAAUCCUUUCGAAACAGCUUCAAUAGUGUGUUCGAUACCCGCCAGGUACCGCUUCAAGCCCAGUUACUAUCACAGUUUUGGUAUGACCGAGAACUACCUGGUAUUCGUUGAACAACCAUUUUUUGUGUCAAUUCGCCACCUGUUGUGGCUUCACAUCAAAGGAGAUGCUUACAUUGAUGCCUUAGAGUGGAACCCAAAACUAAAGGUAUAUUUCCACAUUAUCAACAAGCAAACUGGAGAACGACUGCCAGUAAUUUACACGACGUCUCCCUUUCUGGUGUUCCACCACAUAAACGCCUACGAGGAUUCUGGUCACUUGGUGGUAGAUAUGUGCUGUUACAACGAUGGCGAGGUGGUCAAGGGGUUAUGCGUGGCUGAACUAGGUAAAAUAAAAGAAGACCCUUACCAUCUCGCCGAGCUGACUCGUUGUCAAGUCCGAAGAUAUGUUUUACCUAUGGAUGUGUCGUCACAGGAUUUAGAUAGAUCUCAAAAUCUUGUCAAGCUACCUGGGUCCGAGGCUACAGCUCACUUUGAACAAGACGGAUCAGUGUUUUGCCAAUAUGAAGCCCUAACCGAAGCAGGUCCCGGACAUGCCGAAAUGCCAGGAAUUAAUUAUGCAAAAUACAAUGGUAGAAAAUACCGCUUCUUCUACGCAUUAGGUCGAAAAGUACCCAAUUUAGAGACGUACAUGAUGAAAAUUAACACGGAAACAAAAGAAAUUGAGAUUUGGAGUGAAGAGAAAAGAAUACCCUCGGAACCAGUAUUUGUUGCCAACCCUAACGCAGUUGAAGAAGACGAUGGGAUUCUGCUGUCGUCUCUUUUGCACGAAGAAAGCGAGAAGAAAGUGGCACUGCUGAUUUUGGACGCUAAAACAAUGAAGGAAUUAGGACGUGCAGAGUUCGAAACGGAAUCGUCUGUGCCUGGAUGCUUGCAUGGCGUGUUUACACACUUGCUUUAAAGGUGUAUAGAACCGAUAUACUAACGUCACGUAAUGACAGUUUAAUAUUUCAUUAAAUGUACUUUAUCUUCCA
This is a messenger RNA of Limulus polyphemus (Atlantic horseshoe crab), 1949 nucleotides long. Its product is annotated as beta,beta-carotene 9',10'-oxygenase-like. Bases 305 to 1876 code for a protein of 523 amino acids. The record is from RefSeq and is a predicted model, not a curated record. The transcript is spliced from 11 exons. Lineage: Eukaryota; Metazoa; Arthropoda; Merostomata; Xiphosura; Limulidae. Gene Ontology annotation, molecular function: beta-carotene 15,15'-dioxygenase activity; carotenoid dioxygenase activity. Gene Ontology annotation, biological process: retinal metabolic process; carotene catabolic process.